AUGGAGGUCGACUCGGCGAACAGUCGCCACGCCGCUCUUCUGAAACGAAAAGCCACUGAUUCGAUCAAUGAGAUUCUCAAUUAUGGACAAUCUUCAACUAGUCCACAGAAAAGGACGAAAAAGACAGCACAUCACAAAAUUCGAGAUAUUGAUGCGUACAAAAAGAUCAUCAAAACAUAUAAGGCACCCACGUGGUACGGAUGUGCGGUCACUCCACGUGAUCUCGCUGACUUCGGAUGGGCUUGUGUCAAGAAAGACUGUGUGCAAUGUGUAGAAUGUGAACAAUAUCUGAAUACAUCUCUUCCAAAUAUAUGCAAAGUAUCAUUCAAUGUCUACAAUUCAUCUCUUCAAGAUAUUCACCAGAAACUUACGACAGCACACCGAACAACGUGUAAGCUUCGAACAGGUGCACCACCGUUCCGGAUCACAGAACCAAGUUCGAAGGAAAUUAUGGAAGGAGUUCAGGGAAGACUCACUGAUAUCAAAAAUAUUGAAGAAGACGAAUUCAAAGUGGAUAUUCCAUCAGAUUUAAAUCUGCCGAAGCUGGAAGGCGUUUCAGAUAAAUUUAUGUAUGUAGCAAUUCUUGGAUGGUUCGUUUCGAAACCAAAAAGAGGAGCUCUCAUUUUCGGCUGCGAUUAUUGUGCUCGAGAGUUGGCAAUAAGAACCGGAAACAAAUUUGAUGCGAUUCACAAUCACGAACGCUGGUGUCCACGUAUCGAUUCAGAUGAACAUGGAGAGACGAGUUGGCAGUCUGAUAUUAAUAUUGUUAUGAAUACAAAGAAUUACUUUCCUCAUCAUAAUAAGUAUCAUGGAUCAGCAAUCUACCGAGAGGCAAUGGCUGCUCGCCGUCUCCUUGAUAAUUCUUUGUCAACCAUCAUUUCUCCUAGUCUUAUUACUCCUCCCAGUUCAUAA
Molecule: messenger RNA, 912 nt
Organism: Caenorhabditis remanei
Lineage: Eukaryota; Metazoa; Nematoda; Chromadorea; Rhabditida; Rhabditidae
Exons: 7
Coding region: 1-912 (303 amino acids)
Cellular component (GO): nucleus
Molecular function (GO): zinc ion binding
Source: RefSeq, a predicted model, not a curated record